GAUUAACCUGUCCCUAGUGGUUUGCGACCAGGAUGUCGUCCUUCUUUUUCUCCACACCCGUCGAUAUCGACAUCUUGCUGGAAGACGGCGAUGAGCGGGAAACAGUGGACAUCAAACUCGAGAAGAACCGGCGAGAGAAGGCACCGUUGUAUCUCGACGGGGAGUCAGUCAAGGGCGCUGUCACAGUGAGGCCAAAGGACGGCAAACGACUGGAACAUACGGGCAUUAAGGUACAAUUCAUUGGCAUGAUUGAGAUGUUCUAUGAUCGCGGCAACCACUACGAAUUCCUCUCCCUGGGUCAAGAGCUUGCUGCUCCAGGUGAACUGCAGCACCCGCAGACAUUCCCAUUUAAUUUCAAAAAUGUUGAGAAACAAUACGAAUCAUACAAUGGAAUCAACGUCAAGCUACGGUACUUUGUUCGAGUUACUGUAUCCCGUCGCAUCGCGGAUGUAGUGCGGGAGAAGGAUAUCUGGGUAUACUCCUACCGACUGCCGCCAGAGUCCAACAACCCAAUUAAAAUGGACGUUGGCAUCGAGGAUUGCCUACAUAUAGAAUUUGAGUACUCAAAGUCGAAAUACCACUUGAAGGAUGUUAUUGUGGGCAGAAUAUACUUUUUGCUUGUUCGGCUGAAGAUUAAGCAUAUGGAGCUCUCGAUUAUAAGGCGAGAGACGACGGGUUCCCCGCCAAAUCAGUAUAACGAAAGCGAGACAUUGGUGAGAUUCGAGAUUAUGGAUGGCUCGCCAUCAAGAGGCGAAACUAUACCCAUCAGAUUAUUCCUUGGUGGAUUUGAUCUGACGCCUACCUUCCGAGACGUGAAUAAGAAGUACUCGACAAGAUACUAUCUCAGCCUUGUAUUAAUAGAUGAAGACGCGCGUCGAUAUUUUAAGCAAUCGGAGAUUGUCCUAUUCCGCCAAUCCCCAGAGAUGGCGGCAGCUGCCCAACUCGAAAACCAACCUCAUGAUGGCCAGCAUGCGGUGCCUCCACCAGAACGCAAGCAAGCUGUACGUCAUAGUGACGACGGGGAAGGGGACGCACUGCAAAACCCACAUCUUGCAUCGGCCCCAUCCCAACUUGCACCUGAACCCGCAUCUGCAUCCACAACGCCGGCAUAA
Messenger RNA from Microsporum canis CBS 113480, 1112 nucleotides. RefSeq names its product vacuolar protein sorting-associated protein 26B-B. Gene Ontology annotation, cellular component: endosome; retromer complex. Bases 33 to 1112 code for a protein of 359 amino acids. Lineage: Eukaryota; Fungi; Ascomycota; Eurotiomycetes; Onygenales; Arthrodermataceae. The transcript is spliced from 5 exons. The record is from RefSeq and is a predicted model, not a curated record. Gene Ontology annotation, biological process: retrograde transport, endosome to Golgi; intracellular protein transport.